Hippoglossus stenolepis (Pacific halibut) is the source of this 1541-nucleotide messenger RNA. Its product is annotated as claudin-3. The coding region runs from base 1 to 1140 and encodes 379 amino acids. Lineage: Eukaryota; Metazoa; Chordata; Actinopteri; Pleuronectiformes; Pleuronectidae. The transcript has 2 exons. Gene Ontology annotation, cellular component: plasma membrane; bicellular tight junction. The record is from RefSeq and is a predicted model, not a curated record. Gene Ontology annotation, molecular function: structural molecule activity. Gene Ontology annotation, biological process: cell adhesion; bicellular tight junction assembly.
AUGUACUCCGCAGGCGUGGAGAUCCUCGGCAUGAUCCUGGCUGUGGCCGGUUGGCUGGGGGUGAUGGUGGCCUGCGGCCUGCCCAUGUGGCGGGUGGCCGCCUACAUCGGUCAGAACAUCGUCAUCUCCCAGGUGAUCUGGGAGGGCUUGUGGAUGAACUGCUCGGUGCAGAGCACGGGUCAGAUGCACUGCAGGGUGCACGACUCCAUGCUGGGGCUACCGGAAGACCUGCAGGCGGCUCGCGCCCUGGUCAUCGUCUCCAUGGUGCUGUGCAUUGUGGGCAUCGGCCUGGCGGUGGCCGGGGCCAAGUGCACCAACUGCAGCCGGGACGUGAGCAGCAAGCCGAAGCUGGUGGUGGCAGCUGGAGGAACCUUCGUGGUGGCCGGACUGCUGCUGCUGGUGGCCGUGUCCUGGACGGCCCACGCCAUCGUCCUGGGCUUCUACGACCCGCUGCUGGAGGAGACGGGGAAGAGGGAGUUUGACAUGCCUUCACUGGGACUGGAGAUCCUCGGAGUGGCCCUUGGCGUCCUGGGAUGGGUCUUGGCCAUCAUGUCCUGCGCCCUGCCCAUGUGGCGAGUGACCGCCUUCAUCGGGGUGAACAUAGUCACCGCUCAGGUCACCUGGGAGGGCAUCUGGAUGAACUGCGUGGUCCAGAGCACCGGGCAGAUGCAGUGUAAAAUCCACGACUCCAUGUUGGCUCUGAGCGGCGACCUGCAGGCGGCCCGGGCCCUCACCAUCAUCUCCAUCUUGUUGGGCGUCCUGGGGGUCAUGGUGGCCAUCAUGGGGGCGAAGUGCACCAACUGCGUGGACGACGAGACGGCCAAAGCCCGGGUGAUGAUAGCUGCUGGCGUGGCCUUCAUCUUGGCCUCUCUGACCCAGCUCAUCCCCGUGUCCUGGUCCGCCAACACCAUCAUCAUGGAGUUCUACAACCCCAUCAUCCCCGAGGCGCAGAAGAGGGAGAUCGGCGCAGCUCUGUACCUGGGCUGGGCCGCGGCCGCAUUCCUGCUCAUCGGCGGCGGCGUCCUCUGCUCCAGUUGCCCCACGCAACCGGAGAAAAGGUACGGGCCGCCGUCCAAGAUGAUUUACUCGCAAACCCGGUCGAUCGCCCCAAGUGACUACAACAGGAGAGACUAUGUCUGAACUCACUCCUGCAGCUUUUCUCACACUUUACCAUCACGGAAAAAACUGCUCAGAGACGAGAGUCAAUUUGAACUGAAACACGGAUCUGAACACGUCGGGUUGAGAUGGAGGAAAAGCUGCUGACACCAAACACGCUUCCUCUGUUAAUGUGUCUGUUUGGGAUAGUGAAGCUACGACUAUAUGUUCGUGAUGUGAUGUUUAUUUUAUACUUUAUUAAACUACUUGUACGAUUUGUUUCCUACAUUUAGAGAACACAUGUUUCUGCGGUCGUACUUUUUUACUGUUUUAACUGUGUUUCAUGAGUUAUUUGUGUAAUGUGAAGAAGCAACCUGAUGCAUCUUUGUUCAAAUCUCCUCAUCUGCAUUGUUGACAUGUUUUUUCAUUAAAGUUCUUGAUUUUGA